Molecule: messenger RNA, 1200 nt
Organism: Syngnathus typhle (broad-nosed pipefish)
Lineage: Eukaryota; Metazoa; Chordata; Actinopteri; Syngnathiformes; Syngnathidae
Gene: cryl1
Product: crystallin, lambda 1
Exons: 9
Coding region: 194-1081 (295 amino acids)
Biological process (GO): fatty acid metabolic process
Molecular function (GO): NAD+ binding; L-gulonate 3-dehydrogenase activity
Source: RefSeq, a predicted model, not a curated record
UUUUGAUUUGCCAUAGCGGGCAUGGACGUACUGGACAACGUGACGUCAGAGUGGGCGGAGGGAUAGAUUUCACAAGGAGUCCUGCACAUCUUUUUUCGAAACAUUAAAUAAACAAGCGCUUCAGACAUGAAGAUAAUCACCAUCAUUGGCAGAUUGUUUAUGUUACAGUGGGCUGAUAGGUCGGUCGUGGGCGAUGGUGUUCGCGAGUGGAGGCUACAGUGUGAAGAUCCACGACAACCAACCGGGACAGGCAGCCGUCGCUCUGACUGAGAUUAAGAAGCAGAUGAUGGAGCUACAGGAAGUGGGAAUGCUGAGAGGGCAGCUGAGUGCCACGCAGCAGUUGGCCUUGCUCAGCAGUCAUGACGACUUGCAGCAGGCUCUGCAGGGGGCCUUUUUUGUGCAGGAGUGCGUGUUUGAGAAUGUGGAGGUGAAGCAGAACCUCUUCCGGGACUUGGAGCGUCUGGUGGGCGAAGACGUGAUCCUGAGCAGCUCCACUUCCUAUUUGGUGCCCAGCGCCGUCUUCUCGUCGGUGCAAAACCCAAGCCGCUGCCUCGUCUCUCAUCCGGUCAACCCGCCUUACUACGUCAAACUUGUGGAGCUGGUACCUCACCCGGACACGUCGGCAGCCACGGUGGACAAAACCCACGCCCUGCUGACUGAGGUGGGUCAGGUGCCCGUCCGCCUGCGGAAAGAAAUUGACGGCUUCGCCCUCAACAGAGUGCAGGCUGCCAUCAUUGUGGAGUCUUGGAGGCUUGUACAGGAUGGCAUCAUCUCCGUCCAGGACAUCGACCUGGUGAUGUCAGAGGGACUGGGAAUGCGCUACGCCUUCAUCGGCCCCAUGGAAACCAUUCACCUCAACGCACCUGAAGGUCUGGCAGACUACAUGAGGCGUUACGGUGACGGCGUCCGACGAGUUGCGAGUUCCUCUGGGCCCGUCCCGGACUUCCUAUCUGAAGAUGCCAAAAGAAUUGUUAGCGAGAUGUGCCAGCUGAUCCCCAAUGACGAGCGGCAUCUGUCGGCCCGGCGGGAGCGGCGAGACCAGCUCCUUAUGGGCCUGGCCCGCCUCAAGAAAGACCACUGAAGGCAUGGGCACUACCUCAACGUGCCACUGGAAUUUAUUUCACUAGUAUUUGUUUUCCUGAUUUAAAACAACAGUCAGGAAUAGCUGUCCGUUUUGUGGCAUAAACAUUGUCGAAUGGU